Rodentolepis nana is the source of this 237-nucleotide messenger RNA. The record is from the annotation of a GenBank genome assembly. Lineage: Eukaryota; Metazoa; Platyhelminthes; Cestoda; Cyclophyllidea; Hymenolepididae.
AUGGUGGAGAUGCGGACGGAAGCAGAUAGUGGUGGUGGUGGUGGUGGUGGUGACAAGAAACCGGCGGAGGCAAUAUUUAAGAGUACUGAGUUACAUUCAACGAUGGGACCUCAGGCACAGUGGAUCUACAUUGUGCAAGUCAAUCACCAGUAUGAUGACACACUGAGUGAAGAAAUGAGUUGCAAAUACAAAGUCGCCCCACUAUGGGAGACUGGCGGUCAAAUGUGGUUCAAGUAA